AUGUCCGAUUCCAUUCCAUCUGCCACUGCCGACCCUGAUGCAUCAGAUCAACCCCUCCCCGCUAACGCAGAGGACCGCAAAGCUGCUGCGGCGCUGAACUCACUCAACACCAAUGAGUUGGGCACUGAAGGCAACCCCGCUAAGCCGCCUGCGGGGACAGAUCAAGAGGCGUUGGGGAAGGCGAUGAGCCGACUAGAGAUUGCGGCGGGUCAGGGUCACGCGAAGGUUGAAACACAGAAGAAGGAGACUGUGCCGAAGAAGACGGUUAAGGUUGCGGCGGCGGACGUGACACUUUUGGUUGACCAGCUUGAUUUGAAUAAGAUGAAGGCGACGGAGUUGCUGAAGGCGCAUGAUGGGGAUGCCGCGAAGGCGAUGCUGGCUUUUGUUUCGCCUUCGGUCCGGGUGUGA
Molecule: messenger RNA, 408 nt
Organism: Penicillium lagena
Lineage: Eukaryota; Fungi; Ascomycota; Eurotiomycetes; Eurotiales; Aspergillaceae
Product: huntingtin-interacting protein K
Exons: 2
Coding region: 1-408 (135 amino acids)
Biological process (GO): negative regulation of apoptotic process; protein stabilization
Source: RefSeq, a predicted model, not a curated record